Molecule: messenger RNA, 1457 nt
Organism: Bombyx mandarina (wild silkworm)
Lineage: Eukaryota; Metazoa; Arthropoda; Insecta; Lepidoptera; Bombycidae
Gene: Nthl1
Product: Nth-like DNA glycosylase 1
Biological process (GO): nucleotide-excision repair; base-excision repair, AP site formation; base-excision repair
Cellular component (GO): nucleus
Molecular function (GO): 4 iron, 4 sulfur cluster binding; DNA-(apurinic or apyrimidinic site) endonuclease activity; oxidized pyrimidine nucleobase lesion DNA N-glycosylase activity
Source: RefSeq, a predicted model, not a curated record
AUGCCACUCACAUAUAAACUCCGAAAAAUAUCACUGUUAUCAAUGUUCAAAGAUAAAAUUAAAAAUAUUCAUACCAGAAAGGAAACAACGAAAAUACGUGAAAAGCAAACAGAUACAGAACAGAAUAUGGACAACAGGAACAAGGUUACAGAAAACAACAUUGGCUCAGAGACCGCCAUAGCAGUACCUGAUUUAAGCCAAUUCAAAUUCGAGAAAAAAUCUCAUGUAAAAAUUAAAUUUGAAAAAGAAUCUCCAAGCAAGCAAGAAGCUGAAGGCUUAUGGGAACCACCAAAUUGGAGACAGUUUUUCUUGAACCUGAAGAUUAUGAGAGCUAAUAAUGAUGCUCCAGUAGAUACAAUGGGAUGUCAUAUGAAUAUGGAUGAGAAUGUACCACCAGAGGUGUACAGAUAUCAAUGCUUAGUUUCUCUGAUGUUAUCAAGCCAAACCAAGGACCAAGUUAACUUUGCUGCUAUGCAGAGGCUUCGGGCUCGCGGUCUUACAGUUGAUAAUGUGUUGAGUAUGAGUGAUGAAGAACUAGGUCAGUUGAUAUAUCCUGUUGGAUUUUGGAAGACAAAAGUAAAAUACAUAAAAAAAACAACAGGAAUUCUAAAAGAGCAGUACAAUGGAGACAUCCCCGAUUCAGUCGAAAAGUUGUGCAAACUGAAUGGUGUUGGUCCUAAAAUGGCACAUAUUUGUAUGAAGGUUGCUUGGAACAAGAUCACUGGAAUCGGUGUUGACACACAUGUCCAUAGGAUAUGCAAUAGGAUUGGAUGGGUCAAAAAACCAACUAAAACUCCUGAGGAAACUCGCCUAGCUCUACAGAGUUGGUUGCCUUUUGAACAAUGGAGUGAAGUUAAUCAUCUACUUGUUGGAUUUGGCCAAACUAUAUGUCAACCAAUAAAACCUAAUUGUGGAGAAUGCCUGAAUAAUGAUAUUUGCCCUGCAAGUACUAUAGGGAAAAAAUCGCCAAAAAAAUCUGACAAACAAAACAGAGAUAAAAUUGAAGUUGGAAUUAAAAUUGAAGCUGAUAUGGAAGAUGUUCAAGUAAAAAAUGAAAAGACUUGGAAAACUAUAAGUCCAAAAGUGAAUACCAAGAUUCAAGAUUUAGAAUUGGACAAAAUUAGUACAUCUACACCACAAAAACAUCAAGAUAAAUUAAAAAAAACAGAAGUCAAUAACCAAUUUGAAUUACAUAGUGAUGCAACGUCAAAUGAAAAUAUUAGUACAAAAGCUUCCAAGUCUUAUGAAAAUCUUAAACAUACAAAAGACACUUGCGGUGGUAAAAGAAUAUCCAAAAAAGCAGAUGUCCAUUGCGAUGAGCCUAAAUUACCUUUAAAAAGAAAAUCGCCUAGAGUUAAUCAAAGAACAGAAACUAAAAAACCAGAAGGUUUAAAAAAAAUUAGAACACGGUCAGCACUAAAAUAACAUCUGUAAGUUUAUAAUAAUUAAACAUGUUA